Castor canadensis (American beaver) is the source of this 3699-nucleotide messenger RNA. NCBI's taxonomy places the organism in Eukaryota, Metazoa, Chordata, Mammalia, Rodentia, Castoridae. The record is from RefSeq and is a predicted model, not a curated record.
AGCUAGGGCAGGUUUUGUUCCCCAGCAACUGGCCUGAUUCAACCUCUCCAAAAAUAGACAUUUAACUCUCUGCACUCCUGUUUAAGGAUGUAAUUCGUUUUGUUCAUUCCUCAUUUUCAAGGUUCAAAAGCAAGCAGGAGGAUUCCAAGGUCCCACCGCCUCACAGCCAAUGAGGGGCCUGGGAGGGAGGAGCCUGGUGCAGCUAGAGCUUCUGAGGGAAUCGUCCCCGGCAGAUGCAGUGGAAUCAGCUCUGCUGCAUCCGUCACCACGGCAGGACAGCAUAAUAAAUCAAAACAAAAGGUUGAGGAGAAACGCUGCAGACUAUGAGAUGCUGUAGGGCUUUCUGAAACAUUUGCUGGGGGUUCCCGCGGAGCAUGAUCUUUUAAAAGGAAUCCUUUUUAAAGAAGCCGGGUUGGGUAACUGGGAAAAUGAUACAUAUGCUAAAUGCAGCAGCUGAUCGAGUGAAAUGGGCCAGAUCCGGUGCUGUUAAAAGGGCUGCCUGCCUGGUGGCUGCAGCAUUUGCUCUGAAAACCCUCUAUCCCGUCAUUGGCAAACGUUUAAAGCAAUCUGCCCACAGGAAGAGCAAAGAAGAAGCUUACAGGGCUGCUGCGGGGAGCAGAGAAAUACUGCAUUGCACCGAGACCAUUUGUAAAAACUCUGCGCCUGGAGUAAAUGCAGAUUUUUUCAAACAGCUUCUGCAACUUCGGAAGAUUCUUUUUCCAAAAUUUGUGACCACUGAAACAGGGUGGCUCUGCCUCCACUCGGUGGCUCUCAUCUCAAGAACCUUUCUGUCUAUCUAUGUGGCCGGUCUGGAUGGAAAGAUAGUGAAAAGCAUUGUGGAAAAGAAGCCUCGGGCUUUCGUCAUCAAAUUAAUCAAGUGGCUCAUGAUUGCCAUUCCUGCCACCUUCGUCAACAGUGCAAUAAGAUACCUGGAGUGCAAAUUGGCUCUGGCCUUCAGAACGCGCCUAGUAGACCACGCCUAUGAAACCUAUUUUACAGAUCAGACUUAUUAUAAGGUGAUCAAUAUGGACGGGAGGCUGGCGAAUCCUGACCAGUCUCUUACUGAUGAUAUUAUGAUUUUCUCCCAAUCUGUGGCUCACUUGUAUUCCAAUCUGACCAAACCUAUUUUAGAUGUAAUCCUAACCUCCUAUACACUCAUCCAGACUGCUAUGUCCAGAGGAGCAAGCCCAAUUGAGCCCACACUAUUAGCAGGACUUGUGGUGUAUGCUACUGCCAGAGUGUUGAAAGCCUGCUCUCCCAAAUUUGGUAAAUUAGUAGCCGAAGAAGCUCAUAGAAAAGGCUACUUGCGGUAUGUGCACUCCAGAAUUAUAGCCAAUGUGGAAGAAAUUGCCUUUUACAGAGGACAUAAGGUAGAAAUGAAGCAACUCCAGAAAAGUUACAAAGCUUUAGCAGAUCAAAUGAACCUUAUUUUGUCCAAACGUUUGUGGUAUAUCAUGAUAGAGCAGUUCUUGAUGAAGUAUGUUUGGAGCAGCUGUGGACUAAUUAUGGUGGCUAUACCUAUUAUCACUGCAACUGGCUUUGCAGAUGGUGAGGAUGGCCAGAAACAAGCCAUGGUUAGUGAUCGGACAGAAGCCUUUACUACUGCUCGAAAUUUAUUGGCCUCUGGAGCUGAUGCUAUUGAAAGGAUUAUGUCUUCAUACAAAGAGGUCACUGAAUUAGCAGGCUAUACUGCUCGAGUGUACAAUAUGUUUUGGGUGUUUGAUGAAGUAAAAAGAGGUAUUUAUAAAAGAAAUGCUGCUGUUCAAGAGCCUGAAAUCCAAAGCAAGAAUGGAGCUAACAUAGAAUUACCCUUCAGUGAUGCACUGGAAAUUAAAGGAAAGGUUAUUGAUGUGGAUCAUGGAAUUAUUUGUGAAAAUGUUCCCAUAAUUACACCAGCGGGAGAAGUGGUGGCUUCCCGGCUAAACUUCAAAGUACAAGAAGGAAUGCAUCUGUUGAUAACUGGUCCAAAUGGUUGUGGGAAAAGUUCUCUCUUCAGAAUCUUAAGUGGGCUCUGGCCUGUGUAUGAAGGAGUCCUCUAUAAACCACCUCCUCAACAUAUGUUCUAUAUUCCACAAAGGCCCUAUAUGUCUCUCGGAAGUCUUCGGGACCAAGUCAUUUAUCCUGACUCAGUGGAUGACAUGCAUAAUAAAGGUUACACAGACCAAGAUUUGGAAUGCAUUCUUCAUAACGUCCAUCUCUACCACAUAGUUCAAAGAGAAGGAGGUUGGGAUGCAGUUAUGGACUGGAAAGAUGUCCUGUCAGGAGGGGAGAAGCAAAGAAUGGGCAUGGCUCGGAUGUUUUAUCAUAAACCAAAGUAUGCAUUGCUCGAUGAAUGUACCAGUGCUGUCAGCAUCGAUGUUGAAGGGAAGAUAUUUCAGGCUGCAGUAGGGGCUGGGAUAUCCUUACUGUCUAUAACACACAGGCCUUCUCUUUGGAAAUACCACACUCAUUUAUUACAAUUUGAUGGUGAAGGAGGCUGGCGCUUUGAGCAAUUGGAUACUGCUAUCCGUUUAACAUUGAGUGAAGAAAAACAAAAGCUAGAAUCUCAGCUAGCCGGAAUUCCCAAAAUGCAGCAGAGACUCAAUGAACUAUGUAAAAUUUUGGGAGAAGACUCAGUGCUGAAAACAAUCAAAAAUGAAGAUGAGGCAUCCUAACUUGCUUUGACAUGUUUUAAAAGUUAAUUUUUAGGUAAAGGCUCAGAGACACUCUAUUAUAGUGCAUGCAGUGUGUUAAGCUAAGCACAGAGAAAACUAAAGCCAGCAAGAAAUCUUUUAUAUGUCUUAGCAGUAAGGAAGCAUAUGAUAACUUUUUAGAAGAAAAUAAACAAAUGUAUUAUGUAAAAUUAGUCAUUGUGGCUUAUACUAAUACCUAGUGAAAGCCUAAGUCACCUGUAAAACAGGAUUUUCUAGGUGAAUUCAUGGUGAAUACCAGAUUACUGUAUAUGUGACGUGUCAGAGGUUCUUAGUAUGGAUGAUAUCUUGGAAAUGAAACAACUUAAAAGGUUGAUAUCAGGUACAUAAAUCAGAACUUCGACUACCAUUUCAGCCCAUUUAUGAUUGAUAUUGGGUUUAAUAGCUAUAAUUCAUAUUCAUCAUUGCUAGUGGCCAUUAAACUUGUAUACAAAAUAGCUGACCGUUUGAUAAAUAAUUUAAAUAUGAAAAAAUUAUUUUAAUUAUAGUGGUUGAAAGAAAAAGCAUGUCUAACCACGUGUAAAAUGCCAUACUUAAAAUUUUUAGACUCCCAGAAUCUUAAUGCAAGCAUAAAAUUUCAGUGAGAAAAUUGUACCUUUGUUAAUAAAUGCUUUCAUUUUUAAAAGAGAACUGUCAAAAACGAAAAGGAGCAUUCAAAAAAUGUUUGUAUCAGCUUGCUACUUUACUUGGCGGCAUUAGCUAUUGUAACUUCUGUACAAUUUGUUUUUGAGCCCAAAGGAGGAGUCUAUAUUUAAAAAAUUAGUGCUAUAAUAAAUACGAAGAUUCUGAAAAUCACAGUAAUAUUAGCAUACAUUGGAAUAGUACUUUAAUAUUUACAAUCCCCACUUAGAAAAUGUCAUUUUAAUCUUUUUAGCUGUCUUUUGAGACAGAUACUACUUUUCCUACUUUGCUUUUGAGAAAAUUGACAAUCAGGUUUACUCUAAUCAUGUACUUUAUUUAGAAGAGAUCUUGGGGUCAAGUGAAGUUCUCCUGACUCUGACAUAGUGCU